GAAGAGAGGCGCCAGGUAAUGAUAAGUGCUUUGUUUUAGUCCAUUUUCCUACUAAAUCCUUCGACUAAGAGUGACUACAGUUUCGAUCAAUCUAGCAACGGUGACCUAAUUUGGGGUUUCCUUGAUUUUCAUCGUUUGUGCCCUUUAUUGAAGGAAGAACAAUGGCUAGCAAAAUUGAAGGUGAUCAUCACAGGGAACCAAUAAAUGAACAAGCAGUUGCAAAUAUGUAUGCAGCUAUGAGGUCUGAACUCAACCAAAUUUACUCAAAAAUCACUGAACUGGAAAUGGAAGUUAGUGAGCACUCAUUGGUUGUUAAUGCCAUUCAACCACUUGACCCAUCUAGACGAUGCUAUCGCAUGAUUGGAGGGGUGCUGGUUGAGAGAACCAUCAAGGAGGUCUUGCCUGCUGUGCUGCGCAAUAAAGAGGGACUUGAAGAGGUUGUUGCCAGGCUUAACGAGGCAUUGGAAAAGAAGAAAAAGGAAAUUGUUGAGUUUGAGGCUAAAUAUAAAAUCAGGAUAAGGAAGGCUGAUGCUGAGGUAAAAGAUGAAUCUGGUAGGAAGGAAGGUUCUGCUCAAGGAGUUCUUGUGGGCCCUGCAAGUGGAAAUGAGUGAUAGGUUUAACUGUAUUCCAUUUUCUUAAAAUGUUAAGUUAAAAUCUUCUUCACUCCUCUGCUUUUUUCUGAGUUCAAACAAUCUGAUGUUUUGUUUUUAGUGAUUAGUUUUAAAGACAUGACAUGAUCUUAUGUCCAAUUGCUUUGGGAUGAACAACUGUUUGUGCUUUUAUAUUUGAGCAAACAUUUGUAAGAAACUAAUCUUCACACAGGCAAGAGCUCAUGUAGAAUCUGUAUGCAAGUCUAGAGCAUAUAAUUACAUGACCUAGUAAUUUUCU
This is a messenger RNA of Gastrolobium bilobum, 888 nucleotides long. Its product is annotated as prefoldin subunit 2. Gene Ontology annotation, cellular component: cytoplasm; prefoldin complex. Gene Ontology annotation, molecular function: protein folding chaperone. Lineage: Eukaryota; Viridiplantae; Streptophyta; Magnoliopsida; Fabales; Fabaceae. The record is from RefSeq and is a predicted model, not a curated record. The transcript is spliced from 2 exons. Gene Ontology annotation, biological process: protein folding. The coding region runs from base 162 to 611 and encodes 149 amino acids.